CGCACGUCAAUGUGCCUUGUUUCCGGGCUGCCCUACCUCGACAAAAGUUCGGAAUGCGCUUUUCAACGAUCGUCUUAUUUCAGUUACCCUUUCUUUCUUAAACCGUCCUUUUCUUCCCCAAGUGAUACAUGGAAUUAUAGUGAGCCAAGUGCCGAGCUACUCUUGACCAUGGCCUCGCGCUUCUCUGGCUCCGGCCAGCUACGAACCACACUGGCCACACUGGCCACCAGGUCCGUCCGCGGGCCAUGCUCAUCGUGCGUUCUUGGGAGAGGGAGACAGGCUUCCUUCUAUGCGCGUCGACGAAAUCCGAACUCGAACCUGAACCUCUUUUCAGUACGAUCGUUUUCUCAACGGUCUCAACAGCGACCUCGCUUUUCUUCCCGACUCCGCGCUGCCCUCCGGGACUCCAAGACACAAUGGUACCAGCUACCUAUUGGUGUCGGCAUUGGCUUUGUGGGACUGAUGCAGUUCUACAAGGUCACGACAAGAGAGAAGGAGAAGGAAGAACUCGAUGAAGUCACUGGUGCGGCCGGCAGGAAGCCGAAUGGGAGGGAACGGAUCCGGCCAGAUGGACCUUGGCAGGUCCGGGCCAUGUCCACCUUGCCGCUGAAGGCCAUGUCAAGGCUAUGGGGCAGGUUCAACGAGCUGGAUAUCCCGUAUUACUUACGGGUGCCGGGAUUCAAACUCUACUCUUUCAUCUUUGGCGUCAACCUUGACGAGGUAGCGGAACCUGAUCUACGUACAUAUCCCAAUCUUGCCGCCUUUUUCUACCGAAAGCUCAAGCCGGGAGCUCGUCCCCUGGAUCCGAAUCCCAACGCCCUCCUCUCCCCCUCGGAUGGCCGCAUCUUGCAGUUCGGUCAGAUUGAAGGCGGGGACAUCGAACAGGUGAAGGGCAUGACAUACAGCAUCGAUGCCCUUCUGGGGAAGCACACGCCGACGCCGAGCGUCGCCCACGGUGAGCACGGUCGACCGAGUGAGCGCCACAUCUCCGAAAACGAGGGCCUCAUCAAGACGGACGAGGAGUUUGCUCGCGUGAACGGCAUUUCCUACACCCUGCCCAGCCUGCUCUCUGGCGGUCGCCCGUCCGGCAGCACGCAGACGGAGUCGCCACCCGACGAAGCCGAACGGGAGGACUCCCCUGCCGCCAUCUCGGCCGUCCGCGCGGACCUCGCACUAGGCGAGAAGCCCUGGUACGCACUCCUGGCGCCAGAGGAGAACAGGACGGCGUUGUAUUACGCAGUGAUCUAUCUCGCGCCCGGAGACUACCACCGCUUCCACUCGCCGGCGAACUGGGUGGUCGAGCGGCGUCGCCAUUUCGCCGGCGAGCUCUACUCCGUCUCGCCGUACCUGCAGCGGACCCUGCCCGGGCUUUUCACGCUCAACGAGCGCGUCGUGCUCCUCGGUCGCUGGCGCUGGGGCUUCUUCUCGUACGUGCCCGUGGGUGCCACCAACGUCGGGUCCAUCAAGAUCAACUUUGACCGCGAGCUGCGCACGAACAGCCUCACCACGGACACGGAGGCGGACCGUGCGGCCGAGGAGGCGGCGGCGCGGGGCGAGCCUUACCUGGGGUUCGCCGAGGCGACGUACGCCAGCGCGAGCCGCGUGCUAGGCGGGCAUGCGUUGCGGCGAGGAGAGGAGAUGGGCGGGUUCCAGCUGGGGAGCACAGUGGUGCUGGUCUUUGAGGCGCCGGUCGAGCAAGGAUCCGACGCGGGAGAGACUAAGGGAGGUUGGCGGUGGAACGUGGAGAAGGGCCAGCGGGUGAAGAUGGGCCAGGCUCUUGGGUAUGUGGAUGAAGAAUGAGGGGGAGGCCACGGCAAUGGACAAGACUACUACAUAGACGAGAGCCUCGCCUGUCAUUCCAUUGGAGGAGGAGAGAGAGGAGAGAGCAGGGGCGUAUAGUUUGGAGAAAUUUCGCGGAAGUCAAUGAGAUAGAUCCUGUAUAUUAAUAAGCAGUUGGCUCAUGUAGGAUAUCGUAUAUAUGUAUCAAUACCUUGUCCAUCGAUCCCAUUGCGAUCACGGUG
This is a messenger RNA of Sodiomyces alkalinus F11, 2021 nucleotides long. Its product is annotated as phosphatidylserine decarboxylase. The transcript is spliced from 2 exons. NCBI's taxonomy places the organism in Eukaryota, Fungi, Ascomycota, Sordariomycetes, Glomerellales, Plectosphaerellaceae. Gene Ontology annotation, cellular component: mitochondrion. The record is from RefSeq and is a predicted model, not a curated record. Gene Ontology annotation, molecular function: phosphatidylserine decarboxylase activity. Gene Ontology annotation, biological process: phosphatidylethanolamine biosynthetic process. The coding region runs from base 169 to 1800 and encodes 543 amino acids.